Molecule: messenger RNA, 7385 nt
Organism: Oncorhynchus masou masou (cherry salmon)
Lineage: Eukaryota; Metazoa; Chordata; Actinopteri; Salmoniformes; Salmonidae
Product: transcription factor E2-alpha-like
Exons: 21
Coding region: 561-2609 (682 amino acids)
Biological process (GO): regulation of transcription by RNA polymerase II
Cellular component (GO): chromatin; transcription regulator complex
Molecular function (GO): DNA-binding transcription factor activity, RNA polymerase II-specific; RNA polymerase II cis-regulatory region sequence-specific DNA binding; protein dimerization activity
Source: RefSeq, a predicted model, not a curated record
ACAAUAACCUUCCGCUGAAAGGCGUAGUCCUUUAGAUCUCUUUUAUUUUGAAGAGGACACCUUGAACUGUUGACCAACGAACUAACAUAUGCGGUUGUUACAUCAAUGUAGAUCGUUAUAUCUAAUAUUUUUUAUUGUCCUAUGAGCAAAUAGGUUGUCUUUCUAUAGGCGUUUGAAAUCGGACACCGCUGGCGUUGGGGCCCUCAUUUCAUGCGUAGGGAUACGUUGUUGCUUUUGACAAUGUGGACGGAGGUGGUUAAGAUGUCUACUAGAAGAAUGAAAUCAUCUUAAUUGUAACAACAAAAAGGAAGACGUGAGAUUAAUAACUAGAUAUUGUUUGGAUUCGGACUGGUUACGUUGUACUAAUGAUGUGGGUAGUGUAACAGAGCAAGGUUCAAGAGGAAUAAGGAAGACAUCUACAGCGAUCCAAUGUGUUUCACGCGCUGAGGUUGAAAUUCUCUUGAAGUUUUAUGUUUUUUCCCCCUGCGAUACUCAGCCUUUCUUUUUACUGUUGGAUGCCAGACAUUUGAAGAUUAAAGGGUUGUUAGAGACUGAGGGGCAUGAACGAGCAGCCGCAGCAGAGAAUGGCUGCAGUGGGAACACAAGACAAGGAACUCAACGACCUCCUGGAUUUCAGUGCGAUGUUUGCACCACCUGUGGCUAAUGGGAAGAACAGACCGACGACACUCGCUAGCAGUCAGUUUGGUGGAUCAGCUCUGGACGAGCGCAGUAGCUCUGGAUCCUGGGGCCCUGGAGAACAGAACAGCCCCUCCUUCAACCAAGGACGGGGCUACGGAGAUGGCUCCCACUACAAUGAGCAUGAGGGCUUGUCAUCUCCCUUCCUCAGUUCAGGAAUCGGAGGUAAAAAUGAGAGGGUACCAUACUCUUCGUUUGGAGGCCAGCCUGGCUUCCUACCCAGUGACAUCGCCAUGCCCAGUCCAGAUUCCAUGUCCCCCUCUGGGCUAAAGUCUGCCUCUCAGUUCUACCCCGGAUCGUACCCCAACAACCCCAGGAGGAGGCCUCCCGAUGGCCAGCUAGACACCCAACCGAAGAAGAUCCGGAAACCCCCUGGCCUGCCUUCCUCGGUGUAUGCCUCCUCCUCCGGGGAUGAGUAUGCCCGUGAUAACGGAGGAUAUCCUGGCACCAAACCUGGCUCUGUCUACCCAGGCUCUUUUUACAUGCAAGAGGGACUCCACCCCUCCUCUGACCCUUGGGCCUCCUCAGGACCUUUGGGUCAGUCUGGCUACUCUGCCAUGCUGGGGAACUCUCCCCACAUCGGCCAGCCCGGAUCCUUCUCUGCCAUCAACCCACAGGACAGGAUGGUGAGGACAACCCCACACUAUAAGCGUCAACCCCUGCCUCUGUCCCCACAGAACUACCCUCUCCACGGCAGUGAGGUGAACGGCAGUCUCGCACCCGGCUUCCACUCUGGGUCUGGGAGCUACAACCACACAUCCUCCAUCAAUGGCGCAGACAGCAUCAUGGCCAAUAGAGGCACCACUGCAGGGAGCUCAGGGGAUGAGAUUGGGAAGGCUCUUGCUUCAAUCUACCCCUCGGACCACAACAGUAACAACUUCUCCUCCACACCCUCCACCCCAGUGGGCUCACCCCAGGGAAUUGCAGGAGCUGCAUCUCAAUGGCCAAGACCUUCAGGGCAGUCUGCCCUGUCACCCAACUAUGAAGGGCAACUGCAUGCCCUGCAGAACAAAAUGGAGGACCGCCUGGAGGAGGCCAUCCACGUGCUGCGUAGCCACGCUGUCCAAGGCCCUCCCGGCCUGGGAGGAGGAGCCCACUCUGACAUGCACAGCCUGCUGAGCGCUGUGUCCUCUGUACACAACGGUGGCCUGGGAGGUCUCUCUCAGGCCUUCUCCAAUGCUGGCCUUGCCCUCAGCAACAGACACCCUACCAUGGGAGGGAACCACCAGGAGGAGCCCACAGGCCUUCCUCCCAGCAGUACCCUGCUUCACGGUCACCACGCCUCCGGACCCCCACAGUCCACUGGACAACCAGAGGGCUUCACCAGUCUGCCAGGAAGUGUGGCCCGCUCCACACACUCGUCCAGCGGCUCGGACAUCAAGCGGGAGGACAAGGAGGAUGACGAGAACUCCUCCAUCGCUGACAAGUCUGAGGACGAGAAGAAAGAAACCAAACGCAUCAGAGCAAGAAAGGAGGCGUUGACCCUCCAGAUCCUCUCUGGCCUCUCAGGCCUGUCAGACCCGGGAGAUGAUCAAGAGGAUGAGGAUGACGAGGACCUUCCUCCUGAGGUAAAGGUAGAGCGUGAGAAAGAGCGGCGAGUGGCCAACAACGCCCGCGAGCGGCUGCGAGUGCGAGACAUCAACGAGGCUUUCAAGGAGCUGGGCCGCAUGUGCCAGCUGCACCUCAGCAACGACAAACCUCAGACCAAACUGCUCAUCCUGCAUCAAGCUGUCAACGUCAUUCUCAACCUGGAGCAGCAAGUCAGAGAACGCAACCUGAACCCUAAAGCAGCGUGUCUGAAGCGACGGGAGGAGGAGAAAGUCUCUGGGGUGGUGGGGGAGUCCCCCAUGCAGCUCUCAGGAGGCCACCCCGGCAUGGGGGGAGAUGGCCAUAACCCAGUCAGCCAUAUGUAAUACCAGAUCUGGUGGAAUUCCUUUGGUUCUCGGAAGAUGUGGCCUUGAUCUCUUCUUCCACCCAUUCUUCUCAGUGUGUACAUAUACUGAUGUGUCUGUGUAUUGUCAUAAUUCAGUUUCAAGACACACAUUCACACACCCUUAUCCACACAUGCAUACUGCCAAAACUGACACAGCCAAUUUGCCGCACUCCUGACCAUGACUACCAGCGCAAAUGUGAAGAACCUUGUACUUUUUAUUUUAUACAUGUUUUUGUUUGCUUCCGUAACAUGAUGGAUCACCGGAGUACUAGUGUCCGGCCACAAAUGGGACUUAAAACACUGCCGAGAGGUGCUCUGUGAAAGACAGAAGCAUAACAAACUACAAAUUUACAAAAGGAUUUGUGCCUAAUUGUUACAUGUUUUAUGAAACAUUUAAGCAAAUGUGUGGAACUUUUUGUUUCGGGGUUGCUUGUAUGUAUAAGCAAGUGUAGAUUUGUCAUUCCCAACUUAAUGGUACAGUCUUACAUAUGUUAUGUAACCAAAUCCAUGUGAUAGAGAGGGCAGUUGACCUGCAUCGUGGGACAGAGUUGCAGUCCCACCCCAGCUCUGUGGGCCCUGGGCCCAACAUGAGAUGAGGCAGAAGGGGGAGGAACCUCACCUGCCGAGUUGUCAUGUUCAGGGUUGUAGAAGGCUUUUUUGUAGAAGACUCCAAGGCUUUUCUUCCCUGCCAUAAACAAAAUAAUAGUAUUUCAGACUCCAGUAUUGUUUCAGCAUCCCCUCGGUGUAGGUUAAUUGGGAGACACCUGGCCAGGGGUAGAAAAGCAGUUUAACAGUAAUUUUUCAUCCUGCGUCUCACCCAUUGGUUACUAUUGAUGCCAUCAGAAACUAGAGAAGCUUUCUGGAAAGCUUGUGGCGUUAACCAGCCACUCUGUUCCGUCUAGUCAUGAGACUGGAGGCUUGGUUUGGAAUACUCUGAUGGGCAUCUUAUGGCCAUAUUGUGUAGUGCCACCCUUGAGUUUAAAAUCAAUUGACCCUGAACUCAUGCCCCAUGCAUUGUCAUUCUUAAAAAACUAACACUAGGCGCCAAUGUGCAUUUGCAGGAUCAACCAUUGAUACCCCUAAUGGAAUGAAAUAUCCUCUUAAUACCAGACAAGCAAUUUAUUAGAAGUUCAGUUGUCUAUUCUUAAAAUUGAAGCAUUGAGCAUUCCCAAUGAACUACACCACAUGGCCAAAAGUGUGUGGAUUCAGUUAUUUCAGCUACACCCGUUACUGACAUAUAUAAAUUGAGCACACAGCCAUGCAAUCUCCAUAGACAAACAUUGGCAGUAGAAUGGCCUUUACUGAAAGGCUCAGUGACUUUCAAUGUGGCACUGUCAUAGGAUGCCACAUUUCCAACAAGUCAGUUCAUCAAAUUUCUUCCCCGGUCAACUGUAAGGGCUGUUAUUGUGAAGGGGAAACGUCUAGGAGCAACAACGGCUCAGCUGUGAAGUAGGCCGUAUUUGCUUACAGAACAGGAUGAUGUAGUGCAUAAAAAUAUUCUGUCCUCGGGUUGUAACACUGACUACCGAGUUCCAAACUCCGGAAGCAACGUCAGCACAGAAACUGUUCAUCGGGAGCUUCAUUAAAUAGGUUUCCAUGGCCAAGCAGCCACACACAAGCCUAAGAUCAUGUACAAUGCCAAGCGUCAGCUGGAGUGGUGUAAAGCUCGCUGCCAUUGGGCUAGAGCAAUGGAAAAGCAUUCUCUGGAGUGAAGCUUCACCAAUCUGGAUUUGGUGGAUGCCAGGAGAAAGCUACCAGCUUGAAUGCAUAGUGCAUUGGUGGAAUACUGGUCUGGGGGCUGUUUUUCAAGGUUCGGGCUAGGCCCGCUAGUUCCAGUGAAGGGAAAUCUUAAUGCUUCAGCAUUUAUUUUAUUUGACCUUUUUUUAUUUAACUAGGCAAGUCAGUUGAGAACAAAUUCUUAUUUACAAUGACGGCUUACCCCGGAUGUCGCUGGGAAAUUGUGUGCAGCCCUAUGGGACUCCCAAUAAUGCUUGGUUGUGAUAAAGUCUGGAAUCAAUUAUUUGUUGAGAUCGGUGUGGACGAACUUCAUUGGCCUGCACUGAACCCUGACCGCAACCCCAUCGAACACCAGACCUGAUCGCACAACAUCAGUGCCCAACCUCACUAAUGCUCUUCUAGCUGAAUGGAAGCAAGUCCCUGCAGCAAUGUUCCAACAUCUAGUGGAAAGCCUUCCCAGAAGAGUGGAGGCAGUUCUAGUAGCAAAGGGCGGACCAACUCCAUAUUAAUGCCCAUGAUUUUGGAAUUAAAUGUUCGUUGAGCAGGUGUCCACAUACUUUUGGCGAUGUAGUGUAGUAAGAGCUCAUGCUGUCUUGACUAUAUUGUUAAAAUGUCUGCAUAAUGAGACAAUCUGAUUUGUAAAUCCACCUCAAGCAUACAUUCAACUAAGGAUAUUGUUUCAAAUGGAGCAAAAUUAAAUGCAUAUAAAUAUAUUUGUCUAUACAUUGUAGAUUUUAAAUCCAUGACAAUGUUAGUUUGAAGUUUAGAGUGUAUCGUAGUUGAGCAGAAUUAAGAGCUGAUAUUAAAUCUUAAUGUAUUUUCAAAAUGAACUCAAAUUGGACUGUCAGAUUUGCCAUGAGAGAGGAAAGCUUAACUUAAACAAGAACACAGGCUCAGAAAAAGAAACGAAGACCGAUGGGGUCAGUUGUAGGCUUAAUUAUCAUUAUGUAUUUAGUGGCCAUUAAGCUGUCAGUCUUUGGUGCAUCCCAUUUUGAUGAGAUUGAAACAUUUGACAAAGGGGUACAGUGGCCUAAAAUAUUGAUAUUGUUCCUGUUUUUUUAUAUAUAUAUAUAUAUAUAUGAGUAAGGAAGUUUUUGUUCAUUACCCAGAUUCAUUAUUUCUUUUCAAAUGGGAACGUGUGGAUGGAAUUUAUGCCACUGACUGUCCAAUUGAAGUGUUCUUACUGAAUGGUCAUGUGGCUUCACAAAGCAAAGUCUAUGAAGACGGGCACUGUCUCGAACAGUAAUUAUGCAACUGGUUUUGAAUGUAACAUUCAAAUGUGGAUUGCCUUCAUUUUCAAGUACAUAUCCAGGUUUUGUCCGUUGGUUCAAUGUUAUUAUUUUCUCUUCAUUUCAAACGUUCCAUUCUAUACUCUGCAUUCGUCCAAGUGGUCGUCAAUGUGCAGCUACAUUGUCCUGACAUGUUAUUUUGGAGUUUGUGUUUGGAUGGUCUGAAAAAACAAGUGUUAAUUCCUGUUGUAAGUUAAUAUCAUGGCUUCAGACAUGGUAUAGCACCGACCUCUAACCACAGAGGCAGAAAUGUACAUUGUUACUUGUUGGUCAUAGUAUUGAGAAGGAUUUAAGUUUACUUUGUAGAAAGUGAGGAAAAGAAAAGAAAAAGACAGUUUCAAAUCAAUAGUGUGGCCUUUUCAUUCUCAAGACUAAAGAUGUCAUUACUGGAGAGUGAUGCCUUAUCAGUGCCUGAACUUGUAUUUUCAUUAACUAUAAAGACAGUUCUUUUUUUAAACCAUAACAUUUCAUGUAUCGCGAAGAUUAGAGGUACAUCUGAUGAACCACCCCACCCCUCCCUUUUCACUUUUCAGGAAGAAGUUGAACAUUAAAAAAAACAAAAAAACAUUUAUGUAUCUAGAUAAAUAAACAUUUGAACUUUAUGUAGAUCUCUUGUUAUUUUAAUUUUUUUAUUCAACUGGAUUUGACCAUACUACUGUUAUGUUGUGGCUGUAGGUUCAAGUCCUGGUUUUGUUUGUCUGUUUGCCCCCCUAUUGAUAAACCACUCAACACUACUGGGUUCUAAGAUAUGAUGGGUUCUGCCCUUGUGAUCUGCUUUUCGAAGCACCUCAAACUGUCAAUAUAUAUAUAUAUAUAUAUAUGGCUUCAACUUUGAAGUGGGGGGGCUGUGUUAUUUUGAGCCAUGACAACUGGAGCUUUUUGUCACUAGAACUACCAUUUCUGUGUAAAAGAGUAAGUCUCCUCCAUUUACUUUGAGAUCUUUUUUUUCUGAUAUCAAUCUCCUUAUUGACUUUGACAGUGACUUAUUGUAAGGGGUAUUGACGUACCUCUUCAGAGUUGAUUUUGAAUGUUUGUUUCUCUACAAGGUGAAAUAUGUGUAGGCCUACUAAAUAUUGCGGAUUUGUUCUGAGAAUUUACUGAUCUGAUGUCAUUACGUAUUCUGUGAACAUCCCACAAUGACAAAAUGUACAACCUGUAUUCUGAAGUUGUUGGAUAGGGAGAAAGAUGGAGGGUCUUUUCUGUGUGUCGACCUGAAAAUUGACACCGGCCCUGUUUGAAUACUUAGUGCGUCCAUCCCGCCUCGCUUAAUGACAUGACUGGAUAGUGUGAGUUGUAUUGUCAACCUGUUUCAAAUCUGACAUGAAUAUAACUUUAUUUGAUUUCAUUUCUUAUAUGAAAGAACCUUGCUUUCACCUACCAAAUUAUUUCAGACCAUAGAUCAAUUCAAGGAGGAGGGCACUACUUUUUUUAAAUUCAAGUAUUCAAAUGGGGCCACUCACUCACUGCUACAAAGCCUGGCAUCUUACACUUGCAGCGAGGACACAAUCAAGACUGAGCAGUGUUUUCAGAGUGCCUCCAGUCCCGGUCUUUAUUAUAAUUUUUUUAUAUAUAUAAAGUAGUUAUUGAGAACUGUCCUGUAUAUAACAGUAAUGUAGCAAUAAAUGUGCCAUUUUUAAUAACAGAAUUAUACCUUUUUCAAUGUCUGGCUUUUGAAUCUUGUAAACAUGAAAGGAAAUAAAGGAAAACAUUGUAAUAAAGGGUUUAUCAUA